Conger conger (European conger) is the source of this 3920-nucleotide messenger RNA. Its product is annotated as TRAF3-interacting JNK-activating modulator-like. The transcript has 7 exons. The coding region runs from base 428 to 1045 and encodes 205 amino acids. The record is from RefSeq and is a predicted model, not a curated record. Lineage: Eukaryota; Metazoa; Chordata; Actinopteri; Anguilliformes; Congridae.
GUCCCAGGUCCCUGCAGCUGCUCCUGGAGCUCGGGGAGGCCAGGGAGGCGUCCCAGAAACACCAGGAGGGGGUCCGUGAGCUGCGGGGUUUGUUGGAGGACGAGCGGUUAGCCAGUGCUCACCAGCAGAGACGUUCACCCGUCAGAUCCAGAGACUGCAGGCCCAGCUGCGUGCGGUGCAGGAGGAGGUGCUGAGCCUGCAGGAGGAGAAGGAGAGCGAGCUGUGGGAGGCGCAGCAGGAGCUGCGGGAGGUGCAGGAGGAGGUGCUGGAGCUGCAGCAGGCGGCCGAGGAGGCGGCAGGCGAGCGGGAGAACGACAUCGCGCUCCUGCAGGAGGAGCUGUGCCGGGUGCGUGCUGAGCUGCAGCGUCUGCGCUCCACCACACAGGAGUACGAGCUGGAGCUCACCUCCCUGCGCGCCGAGAUCGCCAUGAAGAGCCCGGGCCGCGCCCAGGAGCAGGAGGGUGACGUGGGUGUGCUGGAGGGGGAGUGUGGUGUUCUGCGGGAGGAGUGCCAGGCCCUGAAGGAGGGGAACAGGAAGCUGUCAGAGCGACUGCAGCAGCUGCAGCUGCAGAGGGCGGGCUCAGGUGAAGCGUACCUGGCGGUGACGGAGGACAAAAUGGCGGAGAGCGAGGACGUGGGGGGCGGAGCUACGGAGACGGACAGCUACAUCAGCGUGGCCACGCCCAGGCCCGGCGGCCGCCAGGUGGACGCCUCCAUCCAGAAGAACCUCUCACUGGAGGGCCGGCCGGGCCAGAUCUCCGCCCUGAGAGAGCAGCUGAGUCAGGCGGAGGCCCGGGCCCUGCAGGUCCAGAGCGCGUGUGAGGGGCUGAAGGUGGAGCUGGGGCAGAUGCAGUGUCUGUAUGACACCAGCCGGGGUGAGCGGGCGCAGCUGGAGAGGGAGCUGCAGCACUGCAGGGAGGAGCUGGAUCAGCUGAUGGGGGGGAAGGCCCAGGUCAGUAAAGGAGACUGGAACCCUGUGCUGGUUGUUGCCGUGGCAGCAGCCAUUGUGCUGAUUGUCCCCACUCUGUCCCGAGCUCUGUCCUGAGUGCGCCCGAACAGUGACAUCACCCCCCCGCUCCAAUGGCCCUGACCCCUCCCUGCCUCUGUAGCACAGCCCGCCCACCACUCCAUAGAGGAGACCCUCAUCGAACAUCCCACAGGAAGUGGAACGCAGGAAGCAGGAACUAGCGAUGGUACACCAGGCUCUUGUUCACGUGGUUCAACAAGGAGGUAACCUGAAGCAUUCUGGGUAAAAAACCCCAAAAACAAAUAAAGACAAAAGUCUGUGUGAUCAGAGCUUGGCUUGGCCUGAAGUUGGAUUGGGACAGUGACUGCCUGCAGUCUGCAGAACCAGUCUGUUCUGUUCUGUUCUGCAUCGGCACACGGAAUUCUCCACCUGUUGCCCAUGGCGACGACAGCGGAACUUUGUAGUUACCAUGAGGGUUCUGGCUCCCAUGGCGACGGGGUAGUCUGACAGUGGGGUCUGCCUGGCUGUGUUUGACACAUGACGCACAGCUGGGCUCUGUACAUUUAUUUAUUCCUUUACUGAGUGCUUACGCAGCGUCAUGCAGAAGGCUGACGGUGUUUCUGAUGCAGCAGGAUGGAGCUUCAGACAGAUCUGUGUGGCGUUCAGGGCACAAACGCAGGGCUUUCUGAGAACGAAUCACUCGCUUCAGUUUUACUCUUGGCAUCACAGAGCAUGUUUCUUUUCUUUUCUGUGUCGUGUGAAGUUUGUUUUACGAACAGACUGACUCCAGCUGCAGGUAUCUGAACCUGACCUUUACUCUCCGUCCUCGAGCAUGCUCUGUUCAGUCACAGAAAGGUGCACGUGUCGGUCAAAUCGCCUGAGACCCUCACGUGUGUCUGCACACUGACACUCCCCGUGCGCUGGGCAUGUCUUCUCACUACAGACCCGCACGCAUGAAAUUCCUGAUUAUUGUCGUCAUUAUGAAAUCGUGAAAUAAAUCCUUGUGACUGCAGUUUGAUUCUGUGGGGCCCACAUUCCAGCCUGAUGAUGUCAGAGAGAAGGGUGCCGUCCCUGCCAGCCUCUCUGUGAUGAUAACGGUUUUCAUUAUUUUUCUCAAAAUGAAAAGCUCAAUAUGGGAUUGUUCUCUGUACACCUACAGUAGUAGCAAACUUUAGAAUCCUCUAUUUUUGUAAAUUGAGAUCCUCGUGUACUCUUGGUGUAAUUUUAACCAGCAAACAAUUGCAGGUGUUUUGCUUCUUCUCCAGAGAAACUUUGCAGUGGUGGUUUGAUGCUUCAUUGUGGUCUGCGAAAAUCUCAAAUCAAUUAGGAAUUAAGCUGAAUUGUAAAUAGUCUGGAAUCUUGGCCUGAGUUUGGGAACAAAUCUUCCAAAUGAAGUGACUGCAAUUAUUUAUUAUACAAUGAAUUUAUUAUCUUUUUAUUUCUAUUUUUAAACAUAUCACGAAUAUAUGACACUCUCGACUCAAUAUAUUUCCUUCUUAUUAUUAUUGUUAUUAACAUACUAGCCAGUGAAGAUAUGUCUGAGCAGCGAUCUUCCUUCCUGGCCCUGGAGAGAGCCGCAGUGUUUGCUGGCUUUCAGCUUAAUAUCUGCAACCAGUUUAGAUCCAAGAAACCAGGUCAGGAGAGUUAACUGUGUAAUGAACUGCUUUAAUUCAUCAAUUAAGUGCUGAGGAACAACGAAAGCCAGCACGCCCUGCGGCUCUCCAGGACCAGGAAGUGAAGGCCAUUGGCCUAGAGCAGGGGUGUCAUACUCCAGUCCUGGAGGGCCGCAGUGCCUGCUGGGAUUUGUAGUUUCCUUUCAAUCAGCAGCCAGUUAAGACCUUGAGAACCACGUGUGUGGACUCUUUAGCCAAUAAAAGACUUUGAAAUGUAUCUCUCGUGCUGAAAUACACCAAAAACCAGCAGACACUGCGGCCCUCCGGGACUGGAGUUUGACACCUCUGGCCUAGAGUAACACACGAAGUAGCAUCAUGAUACAUUGAAAAAUGCCUUUUACCAAAUUUUUGGAAGGAAUAUGAAAUAUAAACAUGAGGCUGGAAACAUGUUUGUAAAUGUGUAGCUCUGUCAGGGAGAAUAUGGCUGAGUGAUCAGACCACAUUUCUCCAGGGGCAUUCGACGCAGGAGUAAAUCCCAGCUCAAACAGGCAAUAACUCCACCUCUGACUAUAGGAGUUGUGAUAAAUGUUUAUUUUUGUACCCUCACGUUAACCUCUAAAACCCCAAAUCUAAUGAUGGUGAUGCUGUGUGAAGGUGUGGCUAGGCUGCCCCUAAAUGGACUGGCGUAUGUAUGUUUGUAAAAAUAGUGCAUGCAUAUUGAGGUUCUGGCGACUUGCCAUUUCAUUCAUGAGCAUUGCUGUUUUUCUCCACAGAAAUAAAAAAGAUUUUCUUUCAUUGGCCAAUUGGAGAGGAUUGAUUUGGAGAUUUAAGAAAUUCACAAGUGUAAUGUACUGUAUACGUGUUUAUUGGUCCGCGAUUUCAAGUUGUGAUUUUAUUUUUUUUACCUGCGUGUCUGUUCCUCUGUAGUCAUGUUUCAGGUUAGUGUGAUGUCGGUGAUCUCUUGCAGUGAAGUGCUGUUAUCUUGGCAUGUUUUUCAGAUUCUCAUCGAGCCCUGAUUGACUGAUCUGUAACUGCUGUACUGCACAGUUAUUUUUCUUGAAUAUUAGUAUGCAUUGCAUGUGAUCAGACCGAGUCAUGAUAAGUUUUCAGAAAAACAAAAAAACAAACCCACCUGUGAGUGGAUGUAGCCGAUAGAGAUGCUAGUGCUUUAUUAAACCACGUCACAGUCCUGCGUACGCUGCUCGGUCCGUGUGUGUGUCUCUGUGCGGACAGUAGAGCUGAAUAUCGCCUGUAAUCCUCUGCAGAUUGGAGAGGAUCCACUGUGGUUCUCGUGUCUUCUGGAACAUGUGAAUAAAAUGUCAAAUAUGUGCUACUGAUAA